UCUAUUGCGUCAUAUCCGCUGGCCAUUUGGAUCUCCUCAAUGCUUGUGUUGCUCUUGUUCGAGGGAGUUCGUGCUGCGGACCUUUGCCUUUAAGCCUCAGUUUGUGUCUAGUGAGUGGCUCACAGCUCAAAUGUAUUACAGCAGUUUGAUUAUGACUUUGUUUGCGUUGCGUUGAUGUGACUGAACGGUACUACAUCUGCAUGGUUGUGUGCGCGUGCAAACGUGGUCGUGACAACACGACUCGCUAACGUUAGCUGUUCACCCAGCAACUCGUUACUGAUCAGUGAGCGCAAACUGUUGGGAAAUGGUGAAAAAUCGCAAGAAAGGAAAGGGACCAGCUCUUCCUCCAGGACCUGGAGCACCUCCUCCACCCCGACCUCCUCCCCCUCAAGGCGGCUUUCGAGGUCCUGCGCCCGGUUACCCGAUGGGCCCCCCUGGACCGAGGUUUCCUGGGCCCCCUCGCGACUUCGGACCGCAUGACCCCCGGAUGAUGAUGAUGAUGGACGACAUGGAAAGAGAUCGAGGGUUUAUGCACGAAGCGCCUGGAUUCAUGAUGGACGACAGGCCUUAUCCUCACCCCAUGGAUUUUCCCGACAGACAUGAAUUUCACCCGCGUUUCGAUGGACCUGAUCCAGGUUUCCAUCAUCCCGAGUUUGGGAACAGACCACCAGCGUCGCAUUUUUACCACCCAGAGCUUGAAUAUGGACCGCGGUUCCGUCCUCCACCAGAGUUUUAUGACGGACCUCCGGACUUCUGUCCGCCUGAGUUUAGGGGAAGACCCCCGAGCUUCCACCCGCCCGAGUUUGAAGGUUACCACCGGAUGAACCCUGGAUUCGACCAAAUGGAGCCCUAUGGUCCAAGAGACCCUUAUUACAUGCCACAAAUGGACCCUCAUGGCAAUCAUGCGUUUGCUGGACCACUGGCACCUGAUUUCCGAGGCCCGGGUCCAUUACAGCCCCCACCUGAGGCAUUCAGUGCCACUAGUGGGCCUCCUCCUGCUGGUCCACUCCAACCCCCGCAGAAACAAGAUCAGCAGGCUCCGAAAGAAACCAAGACUGAACCUGCUAAAUCCAUGGCUUCAAAGAUAUCCACGUUCAAGAAUAUGUCUGCAAACACACCCCGUGGACGCUCAUUGGGAGUAAUUUCACUUAUUGCUAAUAAUUGUGGUUUCAUUGAACGGGAGGAUUUGAAGAAGUUUUCUUUCGCAUUCGAUGCUUUUAUGGGAAACCGUGCUCUUCUGGUGCCUGGGGUUAAAGUGCAUUUCACAGCAGUGAAAAACCUGGGAAAAGAAUGUGCAGUUGAUGUUAAAGUGGCACCAGGAGGAACCGAAGACAUUGACAGUACAGUGUAUGAAGGUGUAGUUCUCACAGUCCUUCCUGAUGACACCGUCCAGGAGGCUAACCCUGGCUGUAUCAGGACCAUCAUCUCUAAGGAUCCCAUUAAAUUGCCCUUUGGAAAGGUGGACACCAGUGUGACUCUGCUGCUGUAUGACCGUGUGGAGUUCCAGUUGCUGACAGAUGUUAUUACUAAGGAGCAAAGAGCCACAAACAUCAAACCAAAAACACCUGACACUUUUCAGCUCACCAAAGAAGUCAGGGAGACCGGUGUGAUUAUUAAUAAGAGCGAUGGAACCCUGACCAUCAAGACAGAGAAAAAUGAUAGCGUGAUGGCCACUGCUACCGACAGUUUAUCAGAUGAAGAGCUGAAUGUCAUGGAUGAAGUGGAGCUCACCAUUUUGACUGUGAACGACACAAAGAAGGCCGUCCGACUCAGAAAGCUUCCCAAGGACUCUGUGUCCUUGAAUCAAAAAGCAAAAGGCAAUGAAAAUAUUCCCGGCGCAAAGGACAAUACAUCUGGGACUACCCUUGUCAAAGACAAGUGGAAACCCAUUACUAAGGAAGCUGGUUCUCAAGAUUUGGACAUAAGCAGUGAGAAAUACGAGGGAACCAUUACCAAAAUCGCCCCAAAGAAAAGCCAAAGUCAAGAAAAAGUGAUGGACAACCAGGAGCCCACUUUGGGUCUCCUGGUCACCACAGUGGAGGGCACAGAGAAGCGCUUAUCUUUUAAGUCCGAUGACGUGAUCACAAAAGCCACCAUGAUGGUUGGUGACAAGGUCCAGUUCCACAUUUCCACCAACAGUGUGACUAAAGAGGAGUGCGCCGUCAACGUAGAGAUCCUGCCAGAAACUUUCCAGACAGAUUCUGAAGAGCAGCGCAAGAUAGGGCUUGUUGUCAAGAUGGAUGAUAAUUUUGGGUUCAUCAAGACACAACAGGAGCCGCAGCUAUUUUUUGACAUGGGUGAGGUUAUGGAGGACACCAAACUCACUUUGUCUGAGAAGGUGGAGUUUACAUUAGUACCGAGUCAAGCAGCUGAAGGAGGAAAACAGGCUGUUAGAAUAAGAAGGCUGAAUGAAAGCGUCUUCACAUCUGCACCCAAAUUAGAGGCAUUUGGAGUAAAAGAGAAGAAGAAAAUGACUAUCAAAUUGCUGAAGGAUCCGAAAGACCAAAUCAAGGAGGGGGUCAAAACAGAGGACAAAGUCAGUGAAUCAGUGGAUGUAGACAAGCCAAACAAGGGAAAAAACAAGACUUCAACAUAUAUGUCAUCUGCAAAAGAUCUGAAGAAGGAAAGUGACAUUAAACAAGAAAGAGUACGGAGCAGAAGCAGGGAAAAUAGUCGACGCCGGAGCAGGAGCAGAAGCAGGGAAAAUAGUCGACGUCGGAGCAGGAGCAGAAGCAGAGAAAGUGGUCGACGCAGAUAUAGUCGCAGCAGGAGCAGAAGCCGGAGCAGAGACAGAAGUAGAAGCUACUACAGAAGGCACAGAAGCUCCAGCCGUGAGAGGAGGGACAGCCGAUACAGAUACAAACGCAGCCGCAGUCGGAGCAAAGAGCGCGGAGAGAGAUCCCGACGGAGUCGCAGCAGAAGCAGAGAAAGGAGCAGUCAGAGUGCUAGGAAGAGAAGCCGCAGCCCUGCCGACAAAUAUGAUCGCUAUUCGAAACAAAGCAGCAUUAAAGAUCCAAGUGACAAAAAGAAAGCUAAAAGCCCUGACAAUGUAGAGGAAGAAUUAUUGAGAAAAAAGAGAGAGCUAAUGGAACUCAACGAGCUGAUUGCACGUAAGAAAGCUAUUGUUGCUAUGGAGCACAAUGCAAAGAAAAUUGAACCUGAGGAUGGAAAAAGUGGAGUUACAACAUUUGAUUAUGAGCAUAUGCAUCAUGAAAACAUUUGGAUGCCUGACCUAAAACCAGUGAAGUCCAUCUUGAAGAAACAGUCUGAACCUCACACUGAUUCUCAAUCUCAGGCGUCCGCAAACAAGGAAACUGCUGCUCCUUUUGUAAAGAAUGAAAGUCAAGAGAUGCAAAUUGGAUACCACCAAAAGACUUGUGCUUUUGGCUCAAAUACACCCAGCUACUCAACAUAUGAAAGUAUUGCUGAGAGGGCUUUGACCACUGCAGGGUCUGAAAAGACAUCUCUAUCUCAGAUUCAGGAUUCAGAAUUGGUCAGAAAAAAGAAGCAGUUAGAAGAUCUCAGUGAGUCAAUAGCCCGAAAAAGAGCGAUAAUUGCCUUGGAACAGAAGGUCAAAGUUGUACGGGAAAUGCAUGAAAUGGAAGAAGAAUACGAGUUUGACUCACACACAGAGGACCGAUUUGUAAUGUCUAAAGGGAACUUGUGGAGCUCCGAAAUAAAACCCGAUAUUCAACCGAAAAAGUCAAUUUUGAAGAAACGCUCAGAGAUUGUAGCAUCUCAGAGUGACAAAAUCUCAACUGAUGAAUAUGGUCAACCAAGUCAGGAUGAGUCGUCUUUUACAAAACCGACUUCUCAGAAGACAGCAACUUUGCAAUCUAACAGGUCCUCCAAUCCACAACCCAUUCAUCCAGAUAUGUUGGGAUUAUUCAGCCGGAUCAUAAGUGCUUCUUCAGCAGCCUCACAAAGGUCUGAAACACCCCCUUUUAACAAGCCAGUUAUCCCACAGUCACUUACUCAGGCAUCCGGUUCAAGAUCUUUGCAUGACCAGAAAUCUUCUAGUCUGUCUAAAGGUAGCAACGCUCAUGACCAUCCUCCUAGCAGUAACCCUUCGACAAGCCAGACUUCACCAUCAGGUCAAAGGCGCAAUCUUACAACUCAAAUGGAGCGGUUCCUUAGUGCUCUCAACAAAGCUGACACCAGUGUUGUUAACUCAUUGUUUCAAGAGGCUAGAAAGGAUCUGGCUUUAAUAAACCCCCAGAAACCCCCUCAGCCUCAAUUAGAUAGAAACAUACCCUUCAUGGAUGAUGUAUAUGAUCCUUUUAAAGAAGAGGACGACCGUGACCAGCCUUCCCUAAUAGGUAAACAAUCUGGUCAAGAACGAAUGAAGACUGAGACACGUUUAAAUGACCCCAGCAAAGAUGACCUCUUGCCUCAUGAAAGAGCUGUUCAGGAUGGUAGUGGCUUUUCUCGGCUUGUUGGAAUGAAGUACGGUGUGGACCCUACUGCAAAAGCUGAGAAGAGUCCAUAUGGGCAUGUGAUGGUGUCAGAAAGCUGGAGUGCCCAUAAAGAAGAUCCAAAUCAGUUCUCUGAGCAGUGGAAUCAGUAUGAACAGGACACUGAUUUGUUUGCAACAGAACACAAAAAUUACACCGAUGAAUGCAGUGUAUAUAGGGAGCGUAGUCAGUCUGUUGAGUACCAGGAAGUCAAUCCAAAUGUUCAGCAUUCUUAUGUAGUGGACAAAGAGAUGCCUGAUAGUACGUUUGACAAAAGCUUAGCUCGUCAGGAGUCUGAAGAAAGCAUUGAAGAUAAAAACAGUAAGUCAGAGAACUUUGAAAAAAUUCAGAAUCUUCUUCAAACAAUAGGACUUCAUCUAGAUACAGCAGAGGUUAGCAAAUUAGCGGACAGGACGCAAGAGCGGUUGUAUGGUAAGACAAAAAAACCUCAUAGUGCACCUACUCACUCCUUUGAUCAAAAAAGGGAGCGAUCAUUGAGUCAAACUGGGCAAAGGUGCAGUAGUAGAGCAGAUUCCUCAGACUCUGAAGGCUUCCGAUCUGUUUCUCCAGCUCAGUCCUCAAAUCGCAAGGUUUACAUGAGUUAUAAGGACUCGGUAAAAUACAAAGACCAGCUCAAAGUGGAAGAUGUAGACCUAACUAGCAUUAAGAGAACUGUAGUGAAUUUAAAACCAGAAACUGAUAAACAAGAUCCUAACGAGCCCGAGCCGACCGCAGUUUCUGAAGCUUCGUACCAACCAAUGACCAUUGUAACCACAGUUCAGCCUGACACUUCCCAGUAUGCCCAAAAUUCCACCGUUUCCACCGUUCCCACCUUUCCAACUCCACAAUAUUCACAAUAUCAAAGUAGUAAUCAAAAUGUUUGGGGUUCUGUGACCCCUGGUCUGUACCCUUAUGGCACUGUACCUCCACCCCCUUAUGCUAUGGGUCACCAACCAAUGGCGCCCCAUAUGAUGUCUGCUUAUAGUUCAUACACUGCACAAAUGGCCACUCCAUAUUAUGCACCUCCUCCAUUCCCAAUGCCUCCUCCCUAUGGUCCUCCACCUGUCUCCAACCCUCUCCACUUCUCCUCAAUGGCCUCUGCUUACUCUACCCAAGCGCCUAGUCAAAUCCCAACCGAAUCUGUUAAAGCAAAGCCUGUUAGGUGCCUCAAAACAAUAGAAACAGUUCCAACACUUAAAACAGAGCCUGUCAGCGCACUUGUUACCAUACAACCUAAAGAGGACAGUGAAGCAAAACAAACUUCAGAGGAAGCCAAGAAUGUACAGGUUGCUACCAUUACAGAAGAUGACAUCAAGGCUAAGCAGAAGAAACGGCUUGAACAGUUUAACCAGAGAAUGAAGUUGAAGAAAGAGCAGCAAAUGGAAGCCCAGCGUUCACGUGGACAAAAUCGGAAUUCAGCUCCAGGUAAAAGUAUCCCCAAUGAGAUAAAGAAUGUGUGGAUAUGUGGCCACUCUCUUGUGUUUUGGGCUGAGAAGAGGGCUACUUCCCCUGAGUAUGGCGUGCAGUUGGGCAUGCACCCAGACUCAGUGCGCAUCUGGUGGAAGGGCGUGCAGGGCAUGAUGUGGCAACAGCUUGUGCCUUUGCUGCUCCAGCUCAAAGACAACUGGCCCAAACCUGAUGUGCUUAUAAUCCACUUGGGUGGAAAUGACAUAAGCACGACUGAUCCAGAGGCCUUUAUUGAGACUGUAAAGAAAGACAUGACCUCGCUGAAGAGCAUAUUCCCUGAAUGCCUGCUGGUGUGGUCCAGCAUCCUUUCACGGCAGAUCUGGAGGGGUACAGAAGACAGCAAAGAAAUGGACAUUAUCCGUAUGGCUAUUAAUGAGAGCAUAUGUGGAAUUAUGAAAGAACUUGGUGGCUCUGUAUUGAGCGACAGCAACAUAAGGCCAAGUUUGGGACACUACAGACCAGAUGGGGUUCAUCUGUCGGGGAAGGGUAUUGAUACCUUCAAUCUAAACCUGCAGGCUUUUCUGGAGAAAUGGGAGAGUGAGACUAAUAAGACUGAGACGGAGACAUCGGACGCAUCCGUUUGAAAUCCCAGAAAUUGUCAAUUGUUUUGUUUAGCAACUUGUACAGUGCCAUUUCUUUCUUGUGGAUCAUUUGUUGCCGUUGUUUUGUUGCUUCAAAAUCGAUUGUAAUACAACCCAUGUAGAAUGAAUGCAGAUUUGUUUUCUAUACACAUGUAUAACAAAGUAUUUUGCAAGAAUGUUAGAUUUUAGUUUUUACUUGUCCUGUUUUAUACAUUCAGUUUAAUAACAAAUAAAAACAAGAAAAUUGAAAAUAUUCCAAUUUAAGAUGGAAUAAACGUUUCUUUAUUAUUUGAGAUCUCAUGUAUGAUACAAAGAAUGUUCUCUACACCCUACUUGCAUGUUUUAAGUGUGUUUACAACACAAAGCAUCAGCCACACAUCAGCACAGGAAACAGAAAAAUGUCUUUGGAUCCAAUCUGGGUAUGUUAGUAAGUCUCUCAGUAGUGCCAAUGAUUUCUGAUUUUCUAGAGCAGUGGAAAAGAAAACAGCAUUUCUUCUGUUUUGUGACGAUUUGCUUGUAAAUUCAAUUAUUCUUGUUGAGCUGCAAUGCUAUAUACGUUCCACCUUAAAGAGUCUAAAUAUCUUUGAAAGAUUAUACUUCAUUGAAGAAACUGCCCUGAAGUCUGCUUAGUCAUUGAACCAAAGUGGCUUCCUAAAAAAUGCAUGCAUAUUUAUACUUCGCAGAAUAUAUAACAAUAACAUGGUUGAUUUUCUUAAAUGUGAUUGGCUACACAUCUUGUUAAAUCAUUUACUGAUAGUAAUCACUUCCCAAAGUCUAGAAUGCUUAAUCAUAAGAAAUGGCAGUAAAAUUGUGCAAUUUCUUUCUUUGACUUAUAUUAGAUAUACUUUUUUUUUUUCCUAGAACGUUCAGAAAAUACUAGCUAAUGUUAUUGUAUUGGACUAAAACUUUGCUGUCUUUUCCCCCCGACUUGUUACAUUUCCUUGUCAAAAAAGACUUGUCGAUGACAAAUAGCAUAUACAUUUCUUGUCAUGCCAUAUUUGACCAAAUAUCGGAUUAAAUCUUUUUUGUCAACUUUUCUCAGAUCAACCACUCAACCCAUUAGUCCCAAAAAGAAAAUGCAAAACAUGCGCUAAUUGAAACAAGUUGACAAAAAGCUUGAAAUCCAAGUUUUGGUGAUUAGAUAUAUGCAUCUUAUUCGUAAUCUUCAGAUUGUCUUUAGAAGGCCAGUCAUUUUUAACUGGGAACUUCAAAUUAGGUGAAGGAGCACAAGGGUCAAAAACAUAAAACAGGAAAUGAGAAAACUCCCAUUUAAAAAAAAAAAUGCACACACAUUCAAAGAAAACAUUUCAUUUUCAAGUGAAUUUCCAUCACGCUGUCUGAAGAGUUCUCUUGAUGUUCUGACAGUAAAAUCUCAGUUUGUAGUUGAAGUCUAUAUUUUCCUAAUAACUUCCCUGGUUCUGUUCAGUUUUGAUGUGAUCUACACACGUGUUAAUCUUUCUUUGUAUGUCCCUCUGUGUCUCUGCUGCUUCUUCCAUGCAAAUGUAAUCAGUUUGAUGUCUAGCGAUUGCUUAUGUAGGCCUGGAAAAUGCCAAUGAUCAAGAAUCAGCAAUAGGGAACACUCGACGGUAAAAUUCUCCAGGUAAGUGUUUUUUGUGGCUUGAUAAAUGUCAUUUGAAUUUGUAGAUGUUUCAUGCAAUAAUAAUCGAUUUUUUUUUUUUUUACCUUUUGUUGUUAAUCAGUUAGAGCUAAACAAUACAGUGUAUAUAUCCAUGAUCAUUAAAAACUUGUAUACACAUUUAUGUUUACUAAUUAACUCAUAUAU
This is a messenger RNA of Carassius auratus (goldfish), 8285 nucleotides long. RefSeq lists its product as uncharacterized. The record is from RefSeq and is a predicted model, not a curated record. Bases 305 to 6505 code for a protein of 2066 amino acids. Lineage: Eukaryota; Metazoa; Chordata; Actinopteri; Cypriniformes; Cyprinidae. The transcript has 19 exons.